GGGUGUGUGCGCGUCCCCAUUGCCUAGGAGGCAUGUGACUUCUCGCUCUCAGACUGAUCGAGAACGAGCAAACUACGUUCAACGUGUGUGAUGAUUAGUUACUCAGAAAUAGCGGCAGUGCUGAAACUCUUUGUAGCACACCAGCGACGGUCGAGGCAAAGGCACAUGUUUUGACCUUCAACAUACCGGAGGAUUUACCUCUUGAGAGCAAAACAAAUACACAGUCUAGCAUAACUGAUUUUUUUGGGGAGUUACUUGCGGACCAACUAUCAAAACCUUUACAUACAAGAUCUUGGAAUACCAGCAACUCGAUACGUUGUGUCCCAUGAUGGAUACAGGAGUUGUUACUGAAAAGAAAAGCAGGGUGAGCUCGGAGCGCAGGAAGGAGAAGUCCCGGGACGCGGCGCGAUGCCGCAGGGGGAAGGAGUCGGAGGUGUUCUACGAGCUGGCGAACGAGCUGCCCCUCCCUCACAACGUCGUCUCCCACCUGGACAAGGCCUCCAUUAUGAGACUCGCCAUCAGCUUCCUGCGCAUGAGGAAACUGCUCAACAGCAAUAAAGAGUCCUCGUUGGAGUCGGGGUCUGAGUCGGACCUGGACAGCCAGCUGAACGGUUUCUACCUGAAGGCGCUGGAAGGCUUCCUCAUGGUGCUGUCUGAGGACGGAGACAUGGUCUACCUGUCUGAGAACGUCAACAAGUGCAUGGGUCUCUCCCAGCUUGACCUGACCGGGCACAGUGUCUUCGACUUCACGCACCCCUGCGACCACGAGGAGAUUCGUGACAUGCUCAUACACAGAACAGGCCCCUCAAAGAAAGGCAAGGAGCCAAACACAGAGCGCAGCUUCUUCCUGCGCAUGAAGUGCACGCUCACCAGCAGAGGGCGCACUGUCAACGUCAAGUCUUCCACAUGGAAGGUGCUCCACUGCUUGGGGCACAUCCGCAUGUACGACGAGGGGGGGGACAGCGGAGAGAGCGGGUGUGGCCACAAGGAGCCACCCGUCCCGUACCUGGUUCUGAUCUGCGAGCCCAUCCCGCACCCCUCCAACAUCGAGGUCCCGCUGGACAGCAAGACCUUCCUGAGCCGCCACACCAUGGACAUGAAGUUCUCCUACUGCGACGAGAGGAUCACGGAGCUGCUCGGCUACGAGCCGGAGGAGCUGCUGAACCGCUCCGUGUACGAGUAUUACCACGCCCUGGACUCGGACCACCUCACCAAGACGCACCACGACCUGUUUGCGAAGGGCCAGGUCACCACAGGGCAGUAUCGCCUGCUGGCUAAGAAGGGAGGCUUUGUGUGGGUGGAGACCCAGGCCACCGUCAUCUACAACAGCAAGAACUCCCAGCCCCAGUGCGUCGUGUGCGUCAACUACGUGCUCAGCGGCGUGGUGGAGAGUGACCUCGUGCUCUCCCUGAGGCAGACCGCGACCGAGACCGAGACCGAGACCAAGGCUGAGACCGAGGCAGAGGCCGAGACCGAGGCGGAGGCCGAGACCGAUCUGGAGUCGGUCGAGGCCCUCAGCCCCGAAUUCGACAUGCUGAAGCUGUUCACCACGCAGGCGGAGGCCGAGAGGGAGGAGAGCCUGUACGAGAAGUUCAAGGCGCAGCCAGAGGCCCUGACCCUGCUGGCGCCUGCCGCCGGGGACACCAUCAUCUCUCUGGACUUCACCUGCCCAGACUCGGAUGACCAGGUGCUGAAGGAGGUGCCCCUCUACAACGAUGUCAUGCUGCCCGCCUCCAGCGCCAAGCAAGCCCCCGGAGGUCCCCCGCGCCCGCUGAGCGGCGGCCUGGACGCCAAGUCCAACUCUGGCUCCCAGGGGUUCGCCCUCUCCACGGCCCGCCCCGGCCCCUCCUCCACACCCUGCUCCAGCCUGGGAUCGCCCCAGCCUGACGGUUCGAUGGACUACUGCUUCCGUGUCGACUCCGAUCUCUGUGACGAGUUUAAACUGGACCUGGUGGAGAAGGUGUUUGCCAUGGACACUGAAGCCAAGACCCAGUUUUCCUCAGAGGACGUGGGGGAAAUGGACCUGGAGAUGCUGGCCCCCUACAUCUCCAUGGACGACGACUUCCAGCUGCGCUCGCUGUCCCCGGACGAGCCCCUGCCCUGCAGCUCGCAAAUGGUGGCCCCCGCCGCGACCAAGCUGGAGGCCCGCCCCCCCUCUCCCCUGCACCUCCUGCACAGCGUGUGCAGCUCCCCCGUCAUCCCCAUCCCUUUGGAACCGCCCGACAAACCGCUAACCAAGACGGCUCUCGCCCCCCCGGCCACACAGGCCCCCAAACGCAAGAGGAAGCUGUCGGACGCGGUGCUGCCCAAGGCCCUCGGACUGGGUGCAUUGCUCCAGACAGAUCCUGCAGCAGAGGCAGGGAAGAAGCUGAAGGUGCUGGAGACCAGCACAUCAGAGGCGCUCCCUACGCACAAGACCUUCCUGCUGCUGCCCUCUGAUGUGGCGAACAGGCUCUUCGGGUGCGGCCUCCCGCAGCUGACGCGGUACGACUGCGAGGUGAACGCCCCCGUCGCGGGCCGCCAGCACCUGCUGCAGGGGGAGGAGCUCCUGCGGGCGCUGGACCAAGUCAUCUGAGCGCCGCACCUGACGCCGCGGCGGCCCCAACCCCCCCCCCCCCCCCCAAGUCCCCUCUAUUUAUAUUUUCUAUAUCCAGUUCUUCUACAAUCCAGCUACGGUCUCGCACCUUAACUUCAUGUGUCCAUGAGUAUUUCCUAUUGAGCAGCUCUCACCAAAAUGCACGAGGUUAGUGGCGCGCGGGACCCUUCGUGUCCCCUGGACGCCAGGGCUUCUGUUCAUCCUGUUAGUCGCACAAAGAUACUUUCUCACGGAUUACCAGCAGACCACGCAGUACACGAGCAGUUUUUUUAAACGACUUUUAUCGAGAUCAAUUUGUUGUUGUUGUUUUUUUUUGUUUUUUUUCUCUCAUCCUUCUCCGUUACUGUGUAAAAUGCAUCAUGGCUUGAAAGUGUAGGGGCCACUGUGCUUCCAAGUGGCUGGGUUAUUGAGUGAAGAGCAAGUGGUUUUGGUGUGAACGCCAGCACCUGAGCUUUGUGAAGUUCGCUCGACGCGUUUCAAACGCUUCUCAGUUCUCAAGUGUGCGCACGUGUGCGUGUGUGUGCGCACGUGUGUACGUGCGUUUGUGUGUGCACGCAAGGAUCACAGUCACAUGUACAACAUCAGAAUCAAGAUGUAGAAAUGCAAAGGAAAGUUGUCAAAUGUUAAAAAAAACGUGCUUGAAAUGGUUAAUUUCUGUCUAUUGGGUCUUGUUAUUGAAAAUAGUGGCAGAUUUCUAGAUUAAUUGCAAAAUAGUUUUAUAUUUUUACCAGUUGCUUUUUUUUCCCCUUCUUACGAUUGUUAAUCACGCUUGGCUGUGUCAGGACAGUUAAAAUGUUAUGCUUGUUUAGCGUUUUGGAUUGAUCAUGCUGAGCAAUUUUCCAUUUUGCGUCUGAGAAUUUUGUGACUGCACCGAACAAGUGACAUGGUGCUUCUCUCACGCUUCUUUUCUGUGCCGUUCAUUUAUCGAUGCGGACAACGUACUGACGUUGUGAGACUUUCGUUACUUUUCCCGUAGUGAAGUCAUUUUUCUAAUACAGCUGUGUCAUCUCUUGCAAGCUUACCUUUAGUCAUCUCUCUACAGUCUGUUCAUCGAACACUAAGUGUAUCGUUUCAUUACACAAAUAAAAUACAAAUGUGGACCAGG
This is a messenger RNA of Anguilla rostrata (American eel), 3701 nucleotides long. Its product is annotated as hypoxia-inducible factor 1-alpha-like. The coding region runs from base 326 to 2575 and encodes 749 amino acids. Gene Ontology annotation, cellular component: cytoplasm; transcription regulator complex; nucleus. Gene Ontology annotation, biological process: cellular response to hypoxia; regulation of transcription by RNA polymerase II. NCBI's taxonomy places the organism in Eukaryota, Metazoa, Chordata, Actinopteri, Anguilliformes, Anguillidae. The transcript is spliced from 15 exons. Gene Ontology annotation, molecular function: RNA polymerase II transcription regulatory region sequence-specific DNA binding; DNA-binding transcription factor activity, RNA polymerase II-specific; protein dimerization activity. The record is from RefSeq and is a predicted model, not a curated record.